This is a messenger RNA of Temnothorax curvispinosus, 2677 nucleotides long. RefSeq names its product glucose dehydrogenase [FAD, quinone]-like. The coding region runs from base 320 to 2275 and encodes 651 amino acids. The transcript is spliced from 4 exons. Gene Ontology annotation, molecular function: flavin adenine dinucleotide binding; oxidoreductase activity, acting on CH-OH group of donors. Lineage: Eukaryota; Metazoa; Arthropoda; Insecta; Hymenoptera; Formicidae. The record is from RefSeq and is a predicted model, not a curated record.
CUUUUGCCGUGCUCUGCUCCAGACCAUCCUUAAAACGAAACGCUCGUGGUCAAGAAAUAUAGAUUAUCGAGUCAAAUUCUUGGAAUUGGCAGCGCCUUUUAUCUCUCAUCAUGGCGUUGCGUCCUUCACAUCGCACGGAUAAUUCUUUUCGUUGUUCGUUGUGUCUGUUUGCGCAAUAGAUAUUUACGCAUACAGUGACACACUUGUAAAACAUAGACCUCAAUGUAGGUAUAUAUGCUAGACGAAUGCAUCCAGAUGCUGCUCUUUAUUAUCGCGCCCCACUCGCGAGACACAUUCAAUAGCCAAUUGCCACUUGGAUAUGCCGGGUAAGGUAUCGAGACUCCUUUACCUUCUCAGUGCUGUCGCUGUAAUCGUUCCGUUACAGUCGGGCGGCGGACAACCGACGCCGAAACGGUACCGCAGUAUUUAUGGCGACGACGUGAGCGGACAUGCGUUGACGAAUAUAUUUGGGCUGGGUGUCGGGGCCCUAAACUUCCUACAGCAGGGCCAACGUUACAUGAGCCAAGAGAUACCGGACACGGUACCGCACGUCGGAGCCACGUACGAUUUCGUGGUAAUUGGCGCCGGCACGGCCGGCGCCACGAUAGCCGCGAGAUUAAGCGAGAUUCGUCAGGUCGAGGUGUUACUGAUCGAAGCUGGAUCUACCGAGAAUUUGCUUAUGGACAUCCCAAUUCUCGUUCACAUGUUGCAGCUGAGCAACGAUAUCAAUUGGAAGUACCGGACCAGAUCGUCGAAAAAAUACUGCCUCGGCAUGGCCGACAACAGGUGCAACUGGCCUAGAGGGAAAGUGAUGGGUGGCAGCAGCGUGCUAAACUACAUGAUCGCAACCAGAGGCGGCGCCGAGGAUUACGACCGAUGGGCUGAGAUGGGAAACGAGGGCUGGGCUUACGAAAACGUUCUCGAAUACUUUAGAAAACUGGAGACAAUCGAUAUCCCAGAGCUGCAGUCGGACGCUAUCUACCAUGGAACCAAAGGACCGUUGCACAUCUCUUAUCCGUUAUUCCACACGCAAUUGGCAGAGGCCUUCCUAGAAGCUGGUAAGGAGCUCGGAUACCCGCUGUUGGAUUAUAACGGGAGAAAUAUGAUAGGAUUCUCGUAUGUACAGAGCACGAUUAUGAAUGGCACCCGUAUGAGCAGCAACAGAGCCUACCUACACCCCGCGAAAAAUCGCCGAAAUCUUCACGUGACACGCGAGAGCACGGUGAGAAAAGUGCUGAUUGAUCGUCGCGCGAAUCGGGCGAUCGGCGUUGAGUUUGUCAAACAUGAUCGACUUAUCCGCGUGUUUGCCAACAAAGAGGUGAUUUUGUGUGCGGGCUCCAUCGGAUCGCCUCAAUUACUGAUGCUAUCUGGCAUCGGACCGGCCAAGCAUCUUAACGAGCUCGGCAUAAACGUCGUCCGGGACUCGCCGGUUGGCGAAAAUCUAAUGGAUCACGUAGCUUUUGGCGGAUUAACAUGGACAGUGAACGAUCCGAUAUCUUUGAAUCUAUUCGACAUUAUUAAUCCCACUUCUCCGUAUAUAAAGGACUUUCUGAUAGAGCGCGCGGGACCACUCACGGUUCCAGGUGCGUGCGAAGCCCUCGCUUUCAUCGACACCAAACAUCCAAAGAGACGUGACGGUUUACCGGACAUCGAACUGUUAUUUAUCGGUGGUGGAUUUAAAGGAGAUAUUAUUUUUCCGACUAUAAUGGGUUUCAAUGAUCGAAUGCGUCAGAUAUGGCACAAAUACAACAGUAAUCACGGCUGGAGCAUACUACCGAUGCUGUUGAAGCCAAAAAGUCGUGGUCGGAUAAGACUAGUGGCCAAUGACAUUAACGUUAAACCCGAAAUCGUGCCGAAUUAUUUCGACCAUCCGAAAGAUGUCGAGACAAUGAUUGCCGGCAUUAAAGCUGCGAUAAGCGUCGGUCGGACGAAAGAGAUGCAGAAGUUUGGUUCACGAUUGUCGAACGAUACUCUUCCCGGAUGCGAAAACUACGAGUAUGAUUCUUAUGCUUAUUGGGAAUGCGCGAUAAGGACGGCGUCUAUUACCAUCUAUCACUAUUCUGGUACUUGUAAGAUGGGACCGAGAGACGACCCGACCGCUGUCGUCGAUCCUAAAUUAAAGGUGAUUGGCAUUCAAGGACUACGAGUAGCAGAUGGUUCCAUCAUGCCCGAGAUUAUAUCGGCCCACACCAACGUACCUAUUUAUAUGAUUGCCGAGAAACUGGCCGAUAUGAUAAAGGAAGAAUGGGGAUACGCGGACAAGUCACGAAUGUGAUGUUUAUCCAAAGUGUCAACUGAUGUGGCAUACACCAUGCUCUUCAAAUGUCCUCAUAAAUAAAAGUCUAACGGAUUUAAAUCCGGUGAGAGAGGUGGCCAUGUAACUGCGGACCACCGUAUCUACUUUUCUUGAAAACACGUGCUUACAUAAAUAUUGUCUGACAAUCAUGAGAAAAUGCGCAAGGGCACCAUCCUGUGCAUAAACCACAUUUUUUGUCUACGUAGAAGAGGACGAUCUUCCAAAAGUUCGACGAUGUUCCGUCGUCGUCAACCUUAGAAGCUCGUGAAAGACGCAUAUACGAACGUCGCAUGUAAAUACGUUACACAAAGCAUACUCGUGAAACAAACAGAGAAUACAUUGAAUGCUUUAUAACACGGAAAUAAAUGAUUUUUGAAGUAA